AUGUCACUUACAAAUAGUCUACCAGAGACGACAUACACAUUUGAAGUUACAUCUCGUGCACAACUAAACGCACUUCCCUUUGAAGAACUCUCUAAGCAUAGAUCUGAGAUUGAUGCAGAUCUAGCGGUUUUGUUUGAUCAUCUGCAGAAUAAACUGCACGCUAAUAUGGAUACAGAGCUAUUAACAUUAGAUGGAUUCCCAAGAGCUGAUAUAGAUGUUGUACAAAUUCGUCUCUGUCGUGCAAAAAUCAUCAAAUUACAAAAUGACUACAAAUGGAUCAGUGAAACCUUGUUGGAAAAAAUGCAACAACAGCUGCAACAGAAUGCUUAA
Pichia kudriavzevii is the source of this 330-nucleotide messenger RNA. RefSeq lists its product as uncharacterized. The transcript has a single exon. Gene Ontology annotation, cellular component: cytoplasm; nucleus. The coding region runs from base 1 to 330 and encodes 109 amino acids. Lineage: Eukaryota; Fungi; Ascomycota; Pichiomycetes; Pichiales; Pichiaceae. The record is from RefSeq and is a predicted model, not a curated record. Gene Ontology annotation, biological process: proteasome regulatory particle assembly.